CUCUCUCUCUCACUCCUGCUGUUGACAGCUGACAGCUGAUGAAUGAGCCGGCAUCAUCUGGAAGAAAGGAUGCAAAUAUCAAUUUUGAAUUACGUGUUCCAAUCUUUUGACAACAUGAUCAACAGGAUUUUUAAAUCACAUUAUUCGCGUCUUUUAAUAUAUCCUGAAAAAGAUUGCAAAUACCUUGUAAAUAUUUAUAAUAUAUGCAAAGGUGCAAUGCGCUUACCGUUUGUUAUGUUUCAAUGUCGCUUGCCAACGCGCCUUGUGAAAUGAAAUAAUCAAUAAAGAUAUGUGAACACGUAUAAGGCGCAAAAAUACACAAAAUGAUCUUGUCGAGGGCCAAACCAGCCUCGUCCGAUGGUGUUCGUAAAUCGGCGUUACGUAAGGAAACACCUAAGUUGGUGGAUUUCCUUGAGAAACGAGAUUACAUCGGUGCCUUGACAUUACUGGAAUUUGAAAGUAGCACUGGUAGCAGUUUGGAGACAGAUCUAUGGAUGGGAUAUUGUGCGUUUCACUUGGGUGAUUACAAACGUGCAGCAACGGUCUAUGAAAGUUUGAGAAAAAAGGAUUACGUACCACCGGAUGUCCUGACAAAUCUCGCAUGCUGUUACUUUUAUCUGGGCAUGUAUCCUGAAUCGCAAAAGAUCUUGGAAGAUGCAGCGGACAGCAAACUGAGGACCAGACUGCUGUUCCACCUAGCCCACAAGAUGGGCAAUGAAUCAAAAUUAAUGGAAUACCAUCAAAUGUUGCAGGAUGUUAUUGAGGAUCAACUCAGUCUAGCUUCUAUUCAUUAUUUGCAAGCUCAUUAUCAAGAAGCUAUUGACGUAUAUAAAAGAAUCUUGUUGGAUAACAGGGAUUAUCUAGCUUUAAAUGUAUACGUAGCUUUAUGCUAUUAUAAACUAGAUUAUUAUGAUGUUGCUCAGGAAGUGCUCCAAGUCUACUUGCAAAAAUAUCCAGACAGUGCAAUCGCGAUUAAUCUGAAAGCAUGUAAUCAUUUUCGUUUAUAUGAUGGAAAUGCUGCACAAGCUGAGAUGAAGCAGCUCAUUGAAAAAAUAUCCAGUAGCUUUAGCUUUGGACAUGAUCUGAUACGUCAUAAUACAGUUGUAUUCAGAGGUGGUGAAAAUGCUUUGCAAAUUUUACCCAACUUGGUCGACGUUAUACCGGAAGCCAGGCUUAAUUUAGUAAUAUAUUAUUUGAAGCAAGACGAUGUCAAAGCAGCCUAUGAUUUGAUAAAAGAUUUGGAACCUGCGGUUCCACAAGAAUAUAUUUUGAAGGGUAUAGUUAAUGCUGUUAUGGGACAGGAGGCCAAUUCUCGCGACAGCAUAAAAACAGCGCAGCAAUAUUUUCAACUAGUAGGUUCCUCGGCAUCGGAAUGUGACACUAUACCCGGUAGACAAUGCAUGGCCUCUUUCUUCUUCCUUUAUCGGCAAUUUGAAAAAGUUAGAUUAUAUCUGAACUCUAUAAAGACGUACUUCUCCAAUCAGGACAACUUUAACUUUAAUUAUGCCCAAGCACAAACUGGGGCGGGCUAUUUCAAAGAAGCAGAGGAAGCUUUCCUGUCAAUACAUACUGAAAAAUAUAAAAACGAUUAUGUUUACAUCAGCCUUCUAUCGUACUGUUAUAUAAUGAAUAAAAAGGCUCAACUAGCCUGGGAACUGUAUCUGAAGAUGGACACGUCGACGGAAUCCUUCAAUCUGCUUCAGUUGAUUGCCAAUGCGUGUUAUAAAGUAGGUGAAUUCUGGUACGCUGCUAAGGCUUUUGAUAUGUUGGAGCGCAUGGAUCCGAAUCCUGAACAUUGGGAAGGAAAGCGUGGUGCAUGCUGUGGUACUUUUCAAUAUAUCGUUGCGGAAAAAUUACCUAAAGAACUGUUGUCGGAUGUGAUACAACUUCUUAAAAAUACAUCCAAUUCUCAAGUGGAACAGAUAAUACGCGUUAUGCGCAAAUGGGGAAAGGACAACAGAGUAAAUUGUUAACAUCAUUGAAUAUCAUAUCAUUAUCGAUUUCGUCCAAAAACAAUGCAAUAAUCUUGUUAUAAAAUAAUAUUACAAAAAUGUAUAACGCAUGUAUAGAGAAAAUAUAGAGUUGAUACGUUUGUUGAAA
Messenger RNA from Nylanderia fulva, 2100 nucleotides. It is a transcript of the gene Ttc26, whose product is annotated as tetratricopeptide repeat domain 26. Gene Ontology annotation, cellular component: ciliary basal body; intraciliary transport particle B; ciliary base. Gene Ontology annotation, molecular function: protein binding; intraciliary transport particle B binding. Gene Ontology annotation, biological process: intraciliary anterograde transport; intraciliary transport involved in cilium assembly. The record is from RefSeq and is a predicted model, not a curated record. NCBI's taxonomy places the organism in Eukaryota, Metazoa, Arthropoda, Insecta, Hymenoptera, Formicidae.